UCAAAGAGCCGACUCUACGAGCCGCUUCGUUCGCGAGCGACACAUCCCAGCUGCAUGGUGACUGGGAAUCCACCCACAGGCACGACUUAUUUCCAGACUGGACCACGACUGGACCUCCUCACGGCGAGCAACACGAACCGGCUCAAGCCAAAUGCCGGACACCAGCACAGGUACCUUCGCGGAUGAAUCACUGGCGGCGGGGGAUGUUUAUGAAGACAUAGGUCCCGAACCUCCGAGGAGGCUGGUGUGGAGGAACAUCUUCCUCAUGGUCCUGCUGCACGCCGGGGCGAUUUACGGAGUCUUCCUCAUCCCGACUGCUUCCGCACUCACACUCGCCUGGACCGCCGCGUGCUUCGUCAUCAGCGCCCUGGGAAUAACAGCCGGAGCACACAGGUUAUGGAGCCACAGGACCUACAGGGCUUCCCCCCCUCUAAAGGUCUUCCUGGCUUUCGCCAACUCCAUGGCCUUUCAGAACGACAUAUACGAGUGGGCCAGGGACCACCGCGUGCAUCACAAGUUCUCCGAAACGGACGCCGACCCCCACAAUGCAAAGCGGGGCUUCUUCUUCGCCCACAUCGGAUGGCUGCUGGUACGCAAGCAUCCCGACGUCAUCGCCAAGGGCCGCAAAGUGGACCUGUCCGACCUGGAGGCCGACUACGUGGUCAUGGUUCAGAGACGGCACUACCAGCUCUCGGUGGUCAUCCUGUGCUUCCUGGUGCCCACGUUGGUGCCCUGGUACCUGUGGGGUGAAUCCCUCCUGGUGGGGUACUUGCUACCGGGCCUGCUGAGGUACACGAUGGUGCUCAACGCCACCUGGCUGGUCAACAGCGCCGCGCACAUGUGGGGCAACAGGCCGUACGACCGCAACAUCAACCCCAGGGAGAACUCUCUGGUCGCCUUCAGCGCCUUAGGCGAAGGCUUCCACAACUUCCACCACACCUUCCCCUUCGACUACGCCACCAGCGAGUUCGGCUGCAGGCUCAACCCCACCACCGCCUUCAUCGACCUCAUGUGCCUCCUGGGUCUGGCCUCCGAGCGCAAGACCGUGUCCAAAGAGAUGGUAGCCGCCCGGGUGCAGCGGACGGGCGACGGCAGCGCUAUGAGUGGCUGAGGUGGAGCACGGACGCUCGAUGGCGGCGGCGGCGGCGUCAUGAGAGGAUGAGGCGUCUGUGCGUGCUGUGAGCCGGUGUCGCUUUUUUCCACGCAAAUAUUAAACACGUUGCAAGAUGGAAGUCGGAUCCACGCUUGAUUGAUGUCCUUUUCUCGUCAUUUGCCAAACUCAUCCUUGUAAAAUCACUACUGUUUAUUCUCUUUGUGCUGUUUGGCUUUUUCUUGACCUUUUCCUGUUGAAUCAUAUUUUGAGAAUGUGCCGGGGGUCGCAACGGGGGCUGCAGUUUGGGCAACCCCCGUUUUAUUUAUAAAAACGUUCCAACAGGGAAUGAUAAGUUUGUCAAAGACUGCAAGAUGAGAUGCUAUAAAAUAUUGUCACACACACCCCCCCCCCCCUCCUUUGUGGUUGUAUAUUUGAUGGUGUUUAAAAACAGAACGUGUCGUCUAAUAAACCCCAUUUUUGUAUAUGA
Messenger RNA from Doryrhamphus excisus (bluestripe pipefish), 1580 nucleotides. RefSeq names its product stearoyl-CoA desaturase b (gene scdb). Gene Ontology annotation, cellular component: endoplasmic reticulum membrane. Lineage: Eukaryota; Metazoa; Chordata; Actinopteri; Syngnathiformes; Syngnathidae. Gene Ontology annotation, biological process: monounsaturated fatty acid biosynthetic process; unsaturated fatty acid biosynthetic process; response to fatty acid. Gene Ontology annotation, molecular function: iron ion binding; stearoyl-CoA 9-desaturase activity; palmitoyl-CoA 9-desaturase activity. The record is from RefSeq and is a predicted model, not a curated record.